Molecule: messenger RNA, 8838 nt
Organism: Marmota monax (woodchuck)
Lineage: Eukaryota; Metazoa; Chordata; Mammalia; Rodentia; Sciuridae
Gene: Galnt13
Product: polypeptide N-acetylgalactosaminyltransferase 13
Exons: 13
Coding region: 547-2217 (556 amino acids)
Cellular component (GO): Golgi apparatus
Source: RefSeq, a predicted model, not a curated record
UGGCUCUGCCGAGGUGACAAUGUGCUAGGAGUCCUCACUCGGUCUUCGUGCCUCCUCGGCCUUGGCGCCCGCUCUGGGCGCGCUCGCGGAGUCCUACCGCCCGCCGUUGCGCUAUGAGGGCGCCUCUCUGGGGCUGGCCGAGGCCGGAGCCGGCUUGCACGGUUUGAGAGGAAGUGUGAAAAGAGCGCGGGCGGGAGCUGGGGCUGCGCACCGAGCGGCACUCUCGGGCCAGCGCGGUAUCCAGGUGAGCGCCGGCUUGGUGAGCAGUGUACUCGGUGCAGCUGGUCGGCGCCUGCCGGGCUUGAUCGGAGGCUGAAUCCAGAGCGUGGACCGCCCUUCUCUCUUCGUGGGAUCCUUGGCCACGAUAGCAGAUGCAUUUUGUAGAAGUAUUUUGAGGAUGAAUGUUUUCAAAUCAUUUUGAAAUUUCCAAGCACUAUAUACAUGGGAUGCAUCCUGCUUUCAACCUGGAGUUCACCUCUGUGGCGUGGAUCUAUCCAAGGAGCAUUUGCCUUCAAUCUCUGUGUUAACUAGAAAUCAAGUAAAGACAUGAGGAGAUUCGUUUACUGCAAAGUGGUUCUGGCCACUUCACUGAUGUGGGUCCUUGUGGAUGUCUUCUUACUGCUGUACUUCAGUGAAUGUAACAAGUGUGAUGACAAGAAGGAGAGGUCCCUGCUGCCUGCACUGAGGGCUGUUAUUUCAAGAAACCAAGAAGGCCCAGGAGAAAUGGGAAAGGCUGUGCUGAUUCCUAAAGAUGACCAGGAGAAAAUGAAAGAGCUGUUCAAAAUCAAUCAGUUUAACCUUAUGGCCAGUGAUUUGAUUGCCCUUAAUAGAAGUCUGCCAGAUGUAAGAUUGGAAGGAUGCAAGACAAAAGUCUACCCUGAUGAACUUCCCAACACAAGUGUAGUCAUUGUGUUUCAUAAUGAGGCUUGGAGCACUCUCCUUAGAACUGUUUACAGUGUUAUAAAUCGCUCCCCACACUACCUGCUCUCUGAGGUCAUCUUGGUAGAUGAUGCCAGUGAAAGAGAUUUUCUCAAGUUGACAUUAGAGAAUUAUGUGAAAAAUUUAGAAGUACCAGUAAAAAUUAUCAGGAUGGAAGAGCGCUCUGGGUUAAUACGAGCACGUCUUCGAGGAGCAGCUGCUUCAAAAGGGCAGGUCAUAACUUUUCUGGAUGCACACUGUGAAUGCACAUUAGGGUGGCUGGAGCCCUUGCUGGCGAGAAUAAAGGAAGACAGGAAAACAGUCGUAUGCCCCAUCAUUGAUGUGAUUAGUGACGAUACCUUUGAAUAUAUGGCUGGGUCAGAUAUGACUUAUGGGGGUUUUAAUUGGAAACUAAAUUUCCGCUGGUAUCCUGUUCCCCAAAGAGAAAUGGAUAGGAGGAAAGGAGACAGAACGUUGCCUGUCAGGACCCCUACUAUGGCUGGUGGCCUAUUUUCUAUUGACAGAAACUACUUUGAAGAGAUAGGAACUUACGAUGCAGGAAUGGAUAUCUGGGGUGGAGAGAAUCUUGAAAUGUCUUUUAGGAUUUGGCAAUGUGGAGGCUCUUUGGAGAUUGUAACUUGCUCCCACGUUGGUCAUGUUUUUCGGAAGGCAACCCCUUAUACUUUCCCUGGUGGCACUGGUCAUGUCAUUAACAAGAACAAUAGGAGACUGGCAGAAGUUUGGAUGGAUGAAUUUAAAGAUUUCUUCUAUAUCAUAUCCCCAGGUGUUGUCAAAGUGGAUUAUGGAGAUGUGUCAGUCAGAAAAACACUAAGAGAAAAUCUGAAGUGUAAGCCUUUCUCUUGGUACCUAGAAAACAUCUAUCCUGACUCCCAGAUCCCAAGACGUUAUUACUCACUUGGUGAGAUAAGAAACGUGGAAACCAAUCAAUGUUUAGACAACAUGGGCCGUAAGGAAAAUGAAAAAGUGGGUAUAUUCAACUGUCAUGGCAUGGGAGGAAAUCAGGUAUUUUCUUAUACAGCCGACAAAGAAAUCCGAACUGAUGACUUAUGCUUGGAUGUGUCCAGACUCAACGGACCUGUAAUCAUGCUAAAGUGCCACCACAUGAGAGGAAAUCAACUAUGGGAAUACGAUGCUGAGAGACUCACGUUGAGACAUGUUAACAGUAACCAAUGUCUAGAUGAACCUUCUGAAGAAGACAAAAUGGUGCCUACCAUGCAGGACUGUAGUGGAAGCAGAUCCCAACAAUGGCUGCUAAGAAAUAUGACCCUGGGGGCAUGAAGACUAUUUCCCCCAAGCCAUCAAAGUGUCUAUACUUUUGGUUUUCCAUUAUUUCAAUGAGGGGAAAAAUAAUAACUGCUGAAAUGAAAGUUUUAAAAAUCCUUUUAGUAUUCUAAAACAUAGUUGUUUAUAAUUCAUUUUUAGGAAUGUUGGAUUAUUUCCCUACUAAAAUUUGUAUCUCAUUGAAGAAGCACAUAAAAAACAUAAAUAAUAGCCAAGUGUUAUUAAGCUAUGGAACAACUUGAAAAACAAAUUGUGUUUGUUUUAAAAAAAUCUUACUGCCCUCAUGUCACAAGGUUAAUGGGAGGUUAAUUUAUUUUUUGCUGUCAUAGUGAUUGAGAGAGACAUAAUGUAAAUGCCUUACAAAAUAUCUUCAUUAUGAAAUAUUAUCAAUUGCUUUAUAUAUUCACUCUUUGUACUGGACCUUCAUAGGAACAUGUUGAAUUUCUAUGUCAACAAAUAUGAUCACAAAUUAUUUCUGAGCAUCGAAUUCAUUGUACAAAAUAUCAGGUUCCACAUUUUGUACCAGGAAAAAAAUUUAAAUUGGAUAUUGAAUUCAUAGUCUUUACAAAAACAUCACAUUUAAACAAAAAAAGAAAGAAGAAUUUGAAAAUUCGAUUUAAAUAGGAAAUGCAAAUUCAAAUGAAACAAGCAGAAAUUAGCCAGAUAUUGAGGAGAAUGAUGGAGGGAAAUGGAAACAGUCCUUGGAAGAGACAUGGCGGCUGGGUUGCAAUCAUUCCUAACACAGGCUGAAGACAAACAAUUCCAUGGCACAAGCUAAAUCUGUAGCCAUGUCCCUAUCUCCACAAACAACAUCCCCUUCGUCUUUAGAGUCUGUGGCUUAUCACACUGUACAGAAUUGUAGGACCAAGUUAGAGUUUCAGACUUAAUCUUUAACUCUUUCACACUUAGAAAUUUUAGUUUAAUCACUAUUAUAGUUCUAAUUUUUAACUUUAAUAAAAUGAAUGCAUUGCUAUUAGAAUUUCAUUGUUAUGCCAUCAUACUAACAUUUACAUCACCAGGGGACUGAACUCUAUACAUUCAUUAAACUUUUAUUUUAAUUAAACUGCUAGAUAUCAAUUACUAUAAAUUAUGACUCACAUAAUUAGAGAAGCUUUACAUGUUCUUCAUCUUAAAACAGUUUGUGUUCAAGAUACAUAAACAAUAGGAAAAAAGGGGGAGAAAUAUCAAUCAGUGAGAUUCUUACUAAUAAGUUACUGUAUUUGACAUUAUUUUCAGUGCCCAUAAAUUUGCUUCAAACAAGUGUUUUAUUUGUGAUAAAUGUAUUGAGCAGCUCAAAAUAAUUGGGAGCUGGGAGUGGGGCAGAGGAUGGUAGAUAUGUCUUCUGAAGCAGAAGAUUCCAAUUUUUUUGCCCUCAUCUUUUCCAUAAAAGCUCUUAAAGAAACUAUAUUAUGGUUGCAUACAACUUCCCCCAUGUACCUACAAUGUUUUAUAAUGAAAAUACAAACAUUUUCUGAAGGUUAGUAAGUUCUUGAAUGGUUUUCAUAGGUAGCAUUCCUUCUACUGUUGACUUUGUAUUGGUUCAGUUCUAGAGAAGGAAUGUCCAAGGUGGAGCAUUUUAGAUUUGUUCCUAAAAAUGUAGACAUCCACACUUGGAGGUCUUUGUAAAUCUCUCAGUUUUCUAAAAUUGUAAGAAAAAGUUUGAAUGUCAGAGCAUUUUUUUAAGGAUAGACUCUGUAAUUGACAACAAAUUUAGAAAGGCAGAUCUCACUGCCAGAGCCAGUGAACCACUCCCUUAAAUUGAUCGUGGCCUCUCAAAUCAGCUGAGGCCAGACAACAAUCCCAUUUCCCAUUUCUGACACUCCCCCCCACCCCCCACCCCCGCCAUUUUCUACUUGUCCUGACUAAAAUGCAUUGUCCCUUAAAAUUGAAAAGCUUAAAAUAAUUCUUUUUCUUUUCUUUCUUCCUUUUUUUUUUUUUGGCCCAUCGUAAUUAUACAUAAUAGUGAGACUCACUAUGUCACAUUUGUACCUGUACAUAAUUGAUCUAAUUCCCCACUCCUGCCUCCUGAACUUGCUGUACUCUAGUGAUCUCCCUGCUAUUAUUACUAUUAUUAUUCUUUUAAUUAGUGCAUUAUAAUUGCAUAUAUAAAACAGAUUCCUUGUGGUAUACAUGAACAUAUCAUACUUUGAUGGAUGUCAUUCCUCAGUACUUUCCCAUUUUCCUCCCAGCCCCUUGAUCUUUCUCUACUUUAUUAAUCUCCCUUCAGUUUCAUGAGAAAUCCUUUUUUAAAGUUUUAUUUUUCUCUAGCUUCCACAAAUAAAAAAAAAAUUGAUGCUUGAUUUUCUGAGUCUGGCUUAUUUCACUUAGCAUGAGGUUCUCCAGUUCCAUCUAUUUAUCAGCAAAUGACAUAAUUUCAUUCUCCUUUUUUUUUAAAUUCCAUUUUUUUUUACAGCUGAGUAAAACUCCAUUCUCUUUUUAUAUAUACCACAUUUUCUUUAUUCAUUCAUCUGUUGACAGGGAGCUAGGAUGAUUCUAUAACUUGGCUAUUAUUAAUUGCAUUACUAUGAACAUUGAUAUACACAUAUCACCAGAGCAUGCUGAUUUUAGUCCUCUGGGUUAAAUACAGAAUAGUGGGAUAGUUGGGUUACAUGGUGGUUCCUAGUCAUUCUGGAGGAAUCUAGAGAUUCUGGAGGAAUCUCCAGACAGCUUUUCAAGGUGGUCAUACUAAUUUGCAGUCCCACCAACAAUGUAUAAAUUUGCAUUUUCCCCAAAUCCUACCAGUACUGACUGAUAUUUGAGUUAUUUAUUAUUGUCUUUCUAAUUGAAGUGGGAUGAAAUUUCAGUGUAGCUGUGAUACACAUUUCCCUGAUCACUAAAGAUGGUUAAAUUUUGUCACAUAUUUGUUGACUAUUUGCAUUUAUUCUUCUGAGAAAUGUCUAUUUAGAUCAUUUGCACAUUUAUUGAUUGAGAUAUUUGGUAGUGUUUUUUGUUUAAGUUUUAGGGGUUCUUUAUAUAUUUUGAAUAUUAAUACUGUGUCAGAGGAGUAACUGACAAAUGUUCUUUUAUAUAUCUCCCACAUACUUUUGAUUUGUUAAUCAAAAGUUAUAUGUUGGAUAGUUAAUGAUUAAUGACAAAUUUUUAAAACUACAAUUACUUUAUGUAAGCUGAAUUUGAAGUAUUUCAACAGCACUUUAAAUGAUUGAAAGCUUGUUAUUGUCCUAGUGAAAACACAAGAAAACCUAAACCUGCAUGAAUUUUAAGCUAGGGAAGAAUUUUCAAAGACUAUUCAGAUGGUUUGAACACAUACCAUGGUAGUGCCUAACAACAACAACAAAAAAAAAAGACAUAAAAUAUUAUAAAACAUCCCAAACCAGAAAGCAAUGAAAACAUUCAAUUUUUAUUUCAAAAAUAUUUUCAUAUACUAUAGAAAAUUUAAAACAUGAAAGCAUUCCUUAUUUCAAUCCUCCCACUUCCAUGGUCUUUCUCAUCUGAGUUAAUGCAACUCCAAACUUCUAGAUGCUCGUGUCAAAAAAUCUAAAAUAACUUUUGACUUCUCUCUUUCUCAUCUUUCCAUUAUCAAAUUUAUUUGAUGCUACCUUUGAAAUAUCCAGGCAUCAAUGUUUUCCCACCAUAUCCACUGUGAGUCACUGACUUCAUACUUUUUUUUAUUUGCAAUGUACUUAUAAUUUGGUUCUGUCAAAUAUUCAUGUGAUUGUGUCACUUCCCUGCACCCAAUCUUCCAAUGAUUUUUCAUUUCUCCUCAGAGACCUUCAAGGUACUUCAUGAUGACAGCCCUCUCCAUAGACCCUCAGGUUCCUUAGAUACAAACUUUCUCUCUCUCUCUCUCUCUCUCUCUCUCUCUCUCUCUCUCACACACACACACACACACACACACACACACACACACAUACACCUUACUGUAUUCUUAUCUCUUCUCACUUUUUACUUUCUCUACCAGGUUUCUAAAAGACUUUCUGCUUUAGUGUAUUUUUCCCUCUACCUGACAAAGCUCUCUUUCUCACUUUCUUGAGAUCUCUAUUCAAAAAUCACCUCAUUAGUAAGAUAUACUGUUGUCCUCCUUCCCACCCUAUCCCCUUUAACUCUGACAAGCUAUAAGUUUAAUUUUCUCUUCUAUCUGCCCUUCCACCUCUCCCAUCACACACUCUAGAAUAUGUUAUUUGCCUUUUUAUUUAUUUUUUUUUUUUGCUUGGUUUUUUUUUUUCUGCCCUGAGGGAUAGAGCCCAGGGCCUCAAGCAUGCUGGGUAAGUGCUAUUACUAAGCUAUACCCCAGCCCAGUAAGUGCAUUUUGAAGGUAGUGUAUUUGUCAGUUUUGUUCACUGGGUAUCGUCAUUAUCUGGUAUAGUUCUUAGCACAUACUGAGUACUCUUUAAAUAUUUCUUGAACUAAUGAACUGAAAAGUGUGUGUUAAAGUUGCUAAGUGCUACUGUGUAAUUCUUUUUUGUGUGUCUAAAUUUUAAAUUCCAGUAAUAUAUUUAUACAAGAUUUGCAUAACUUUGUCUCCAAACAAUAAUUUGCUUUCUAAUAACCUUCAUAUUAAAAUAUGGACUAUAUACUGUUCUCUGUAAUAAAAUAUCCUGCCUUAUAGAAAUGAAAUAUGACAUUUUAUAUAAAUGCUGCUAUAUUAUAUAAGUUGCUUCAUUAAGCUAUAAAUAAUUUUAAUUUCAAUUUGUUGGUUAUAUUCAAUGAACUCCUGAAGGUCUUAAGAUUUUUAACUUUUAGAGGGGAUAUAUUACAUUUUCUUAAAACUUUUACAUAUUUUCAUGGUCUAUUAAUAGCUGUUACUAAAUUUAUUUUCUAAGUGCAAGUCUAUGAAGAAAAACAAUUACAGAAAACUUAAAACUUUACAGAUGAUCUGUUCUUAGGUUCUGUGUUUCUAGAUAAAAGAGUGAGACCCAGACAGGUAACAUAGUUUGCCUGGGAAUCCUACAGCUACCAGCAAUGAUACCAGGACUUCUCAUUGUUAAUAUAUAGCUUCAUUCUCUUGCUCCAAAAUAUUAUAAAAAGGACAUAAUAUGACAAAAAAGGCUUUAUUAAAAUUUUGUUAUUAGUACAUUGAUUCUUUAGAAAUAUUUAUAUUCUUACCAUCAUUCAUACUUACAUAAAAUUAGUUCUACAAAGUAAUAGCACAGGAAAUAAGACCUGCCACAAAAAAAUAAAGAAAUUUCCUAAAAAUAGCAUGAUUACAGAACAAUAGAACAUUCUAGAAUCAUUGAGCAAACUGGGUUUCAGGAAACAAAGCUAAGCCUCUUAAAGUAGUAACUUAUGGAGCACAGUCUCUUCCAUUUUCUUUAUAAUUAUCUUCAAGCUAAAAGUAAAGAUAGCCUUCAGUUUGACAGAGAAUUGGACCAUACAUUAUUAUAAACAUUGGUUAGUUCUAUGUUACUAAGUUUCAAAAGCUGCAGGGUAAUCAGAUUUUUCUGGGCUUCCCAAUGUAGCUCUAGAGACUCUAGUAAACAUAAGUCAUAAAUUUGAUUUUGCUUUGGUGCUUAGAAACAGUUUAAUAAAUAAGAAAGAAAAAAAUGAAUAAAAGGAGAAGAAAAUAAAAUACAACAAAAUAGCUGGACCAUUUUUUUUUACUUUAAAAAAAUGCUGGGAGUUUAGGAUCAUACCAUAAAUCGCUUAAGUACACCUCACAAUAUUGAGCCCCCCUACACACAUUGUUUCCACUGUUUAAGAAAUGAUAGUCAUGCACAAUCACAACCAUUUCAACUUGCAUCCCAUCUGUAGAUGUUAAAUCUAGUCUCAGAGGCUGCAAAACUUAUGAAUUCUUAAGUUAUAAGAAAGACAUUCAAGAUCUUAAUCCAUGUGUGAAUAUCCACAACUAGUCAUUCUACAUAACUUAUAUCUUCAAAUCCUGGAUAGAUUUCUAAUUCAUUUGGGCCACGUAAAUCCAAUUGUCUUAAGGCAGCUUGUGUUGCAGGAUUCAGCCGCUUCCCAACCCUUUUCUCCAAGUGUGUUAAAAUAAGGACUAGAUAAGAUCAACCCCUCUUCUCCACAGUGCAGGAUGCAUCUGGUUUUACUAUAUUAUGUUCAAACUGCUAUUAAUUAUAAGCUAUUGUAUGAAUUUAAGGUGUUGAGUGAACACCAGAAAUGUGUUUUAAAUACUUUGUGUAAAUUUGUGCCCAACUUUUGUUUUAUAUUGUUCAAUAAAUUCUAAAGGAAAUUUUCAUUGUAUUUGUUUUUAAAAUCCUUCUGAAAUAGUAGUGAUGCAGGGCAGUCUUCUGUCUUCAAAAACAAAAUCCACUUUAAUGACACUUGUGUGUCAUUAUAAAGUUAUCCUUUUUUUCUGUAAAGAGAACAAAUCACUUAAUCUUCUGUUUCUAAUGAGUUAAAAGGAAAAUGAAAAAUUAGAUGAUUAAGGCUUUAUCUAUAAUACAUCUAUUUUAAAAAUUGGAAUUUUCAUUGUGAAUUCACUUAGUGUAAAAAUGAAUAUCAGCUGCUGCUUGGUUCCAGUUGUACUUUCAGCUAAGAAUAGCACAAGGGGGACAAAAAAGGACUUGAUGAUCUUAUGAUUUGGUGAGUGUGGGGGUAGUUUUUGUUUUCUCAGUCAGUGUAGUCACAGCUAGAAAGAAGUAAUUUCAAAAAUGUUCUAAAUAUAUGCCUGACACACAGUUCUUUAGCAUUUAUAAAAGUAAA